This is a messenger RNA of Phytophthora nicotianae INRA-310, 979 nucleotides long. RefSeq lists its product as hypothetical. NCBI's taxonomy places the organism in Eukaryota, Oomycota, Peronosporomycetes, Peronosporales, Peronosporaceae. Gene Ontology annotation, molecular function: phosphatidylinositol binding. The transcript has a single exon. The record is from RefSeq and is a predicted model, not a curated record. Bases 61 to 804 code for a protein of 247 amino acids.
CUCCCGAAGAAAGUUGCGAAUCACAUCAGAAUUUCCUUUGCCAAAGUAAAACCAACCAACAUGAGACCCAGGCCAACUACCAGCGACAGCGAUGUCUCCGAACUCCAAAGGUGUAGCAGCAUACCUAGCCAGAUCACCACGGCCAGCUCGCCUGAAGACAGUGACGAGCUAGGCGAGCAGUGGCCAAGUGGUCUUGGCCGCCUCUCGCACCUCUCUGCCAUGUCCAAGUUCUCUAUGAAGCUUAACCAGAUCCACCACAUCAAAAUCUGUGCCACCAACAACGAGACCAAGGAUGGUGCUACCGUCUACGUCUUGAACGUCUACCUGCGCUUCGUGCAAAAGGGUCUUCCACCACCGCCCGGCCUUGGUGAGUCCGAAGGCCAGCGAAAGAAGCGUCUGCGACUCGAACGAGAGAUGGAAUGCCCCCUGUACCAGGUGGAGCACCGAUAUUCGGAAUUCCGCGAGCUGAGGAGGCGCAUCAUGGAGACCGUUAGAGCGCGAGGAGGCAGAUAUCACCAGCACUGCUCGUACUGCAGCCGCGUCAAGUUCAUCGACUCGUCGACCAGCUUCCCACCUCGCGUGCCGAACCGCGGACUCAUGGCAACAUGCACAGGCUGGCGCCAGAUCUGCACGCACUUCCGCAAGCGGCAACUCGAAAGCUUCGUGAACCAGUUGCUCAAGGCAGCAAAAGAUCUGUCGUACCGCACAGGAAGAGGGCAGUGCGAGCGGUUCCUCGUGGUCUCACAGAUCCUCAGCUCGUUUCUGUCGGCGCCAAGUAUGCUGGCAACGGAGAGCGUGUGGUAAUCCAAUUGUUGGAUUCCAAUAUGCGUUUCUGCUGACGGUUGCCUGUUGCCACGUUACAGCAAGUGAUCAACUCUUAAGUAGUCUUAUUGGUCUUCGCUGGUAUGUCAGGGAGGGAUAGGAAAGCAGGUCCAUGCUGAUUAAUAUAAUGCUGUUCGUCACGCGUCGCGUUCAUCAC